Molecule: messenger RNA, 1227 nt
Organism: Lentinula edodes (shiitake mushroom)
Lineage: Eukaryota; Fungi; Basidiomycota; Agaricomycetes; Agaricales; Omphalotaceae
Product: NAD(P)-binding protein
Exons: 8
Coding region: 96-1151 (351 amino acids)
Source: RefSeq, a predicted model, not a curated record
GAAUCUUCUAAUGAGAGGGCAGAUGAUGUAAUAAGUUCACUCUGUUAUUGUUGCUCAGUCAUCCUGUUCCACGAAUCCUUCUCUCUCGACCAACCAUGACCAAAAUUCUUAUGACUGGCGUUACCGGCUAUAUCGGAGGCACCAUCCUCACGCGUUUCGCCCAACGAUCCGACUUUGAAACAUUCGACAUCCGAGCCAUCGUGCGUUCUUCAGAAAAAGCCGAGAAGCUCAAAUCUCUUUUCAAAAACGUAACACCGAUCUUGGGCUCUCACUCCGAUAUCCCAUUGAUAUCCCAAGCGGCUUCGGAGGUGGAUGUGGUUAUCGCGAUGGCCGACUGCGACGAUGUGGAUGCUGCCACUGGUACUUUACAAGGAUUGAGAAAACGGUUCGAAGAGACUGGUAAGAAGUCGAUAUUUAUCAACACCUCCGGGACAGGUGUUCUUAGCGACAACGCAGCUGGAAUGUACCCGACAGACAUCAUCUGGGACGAUGCCAACCCCGACCAAAUCGCAACGCUGAAACCAACUCAACCUCAUCGUCCUGUUGAUUUGAAGAUAGUCGGUGCUGACGCUGAGGGCUACGUGAAAACCUAUAUCGUCCUACCCGCUACCAUCUGGGGUAUAUCCAAAGGUCCCCUAUUCACUUCUGGAAUCUCCAACAAGAAAUCCGUCCAAAUCCCAGCCUUGAUCCGCGCGUCUUUGGAUAGAGGCCAUGCAGGUAUGGUGGGGCUGGGAAAGAACAUUUGGCCUAACGUCGAGAUACAUGAGCUCGGAGAUCUAUAUAAUCACCUAUUUGACGCCGUCGUCGUCUCUUCUUCUUUACCGUCUACCCCCGGACACGGCCGCGAAGGGUACUAUUUUGGCGCAAACGAAGAGCACACCCUAUAUCAAGUUGGCAAAUCCAUCUCUGACGUGAUGCUCAAGAUGCACAAAAGCAAUGGCGGGGAACCCACUACCUUCACUCAAGAAGAGAUCAACAAGUAUUUCAACGGCUCAAGUUACCUGGGCAGCAACUCGCGCUGUCGACCCAAUCGCUCCAAAGCCCUUGGGUGGGCGCCGAAGAAGACUACACAAGAUAUGCUGGAUAGUGUUUAUCCUGAAACGGAAUUGGUUAUUGAAAUUGGGGCACCCGCUGUGUCCGAGAAACUUUGACUUGUCAUAUACAUCGGUACAAUGUCCGCCUAUUGCUUAAUGGAACGAGGUGUCGAAUUAGAUUUCACUAGUUGCA